AUGGCUGAAGAAGCGGUGAUCUUCCCCUCUCAGCCUCUGUUCAUGGUGGACAGAGGCUGGCAGCGUCGCAAAAAGGUGAAGAAUGAUGGAUUCUCUCACGAGUUCGACAUCCAAACCUCGCGCGUGCCUGAGGUCACCAUCAAGGUGGCGAAUUGGUCACCCAAGACGAGACCAAGGUCACCACACGAAGCCAAAUGCACCGAGAGGCAAGCGAAAACCAGUACGAAGGAGUCAAGCCAGGUGCAGUUUCUGGCCUACAAACCCCCCGUGGUGAAACAAAAGCAGCGUGGCAAAUCGAAGAAGUAUGAAGCACGUAAAAGGACAUCCGAUGAAAUAACAGGGGCUGGUGAUAAGCUUCCUAUUCCAAGUACCAAGACGGUGGCCGCCAGGGAGGACAUAUUCUUUCCCAGGCAGGUACUUCCUGGUACAGCAACAGCCCUCUACACGGUCAUCGACCCUGAAGUCCGCUCUUUCCAAGAGUUUAUGAGCUACUACCCGACACGACUUGCUGCAGCGAUGUAUCCGAUCAGCAGAAAGGUGCAGCUCACAUACAACCCGAUAGAAACUAUAUGGCUACCUGCAGUUGUGACAGACGAGGUCGCCCUGCACACGAUCCUGUUCUCAUGUGCCACACACUUCUCCCUCAAGUUUGGGCAUCUAACGUUCAAGGAUUCACACUUGCUCAUGAAGGUGAUUCUCAAUCGACUGAACCGGCGACUCCACGACGGCAAGUAUUCGGACCUGACAAUUGGUGCCGUGUCGUGCCUGGCGCUGAAUGAGAAUCAUCUGGGUAACCACCAAAAAUGGGAAAUGCAUGCCGCUGGGAUGUCCGAAAUGGUACGAACACGAGGCGGAUUCGAGGCGGUGAAAGAUGCCUUGCACAUGAAGAUCUAUCGAGCCGACACGAUUGGUGCCGUUGAUACGCUCUCCCAUCCUCAUUUUCCGCGCCCACCCAGAACGACAAAGUCGCUCUAUAGUACGAUGGUACUUGAUUCAGAAUUUAUAGCCACUGAAGCGCAGGGUUGGGACCUCCAUUUGGCACCGUCUGUGUCGAAUGCUCUUACCGAGCUCGCAUACUUAUGCCACGCUCUCGGCCUUGCCGCUGACUUGCAGAUACUGGUUGACCCUCUUGCCUUCGACGAGGAUGUGACGUGUAUUCAGCAUGACCUGCUACGGUCACAGAAUUCAAGUCAGGGCGCUGUCGAAAGGGUGUGCGUGAUAGCAGCACUGGUCUUCAUACAGACGCUCACCCGAGAGAUCCCAUUCACCAGACUUUACUCUGGCCAUCUUUCUCGGCAGCUGAAAAUAGCCUUCCUUGCCGUCGAGCCUACAGCAUUGCCCGAUGCCUUGAUAUUCUGGCUUCUUUUCAUGGGGGGCCUGGUAUCUGUCGACACGAACGAGUACUACUGGUUCCGGAAACGUUUAAUGCACUUUCGGAGUAUCCGACACGAGUUCCUCACUUGGGAAGAUGUCAAACGUCAGCUUCAGAAAAUAUUCUGGAUCGGCAACCUUCAAGAAGACUACGGAUUGAGCCUUUGGCAAACUAUCGACGCAUCUACCGAGUUACCAAGCAAUCCAACUACGGCUUGGACAGAUAUGGAUCAAAGUCAUCCCCAUCAAGAAACAUGUUGA
Fonsecaea erecta is the source of this 1632-nucleotide messenger RNA. RefSeq lists its product as hypothetical. The transcript has 2 exons. Bases 1 to 1632 code for a protein of 543 amino acids. The record is from RefSeq and is a predicted model, not a curated record. NCBI's taxonomy places the organism in Eukaryota, Fungi, Ascomycota, Eurotiomycetes, Chaetothyriales, Herpotrichiellaceae.